Argiope bruennichi is the source of this 3032-nucleotide messenger RNA. Its product is annotated as low-density lipoprotein receptor class A domain-containing protein 3-like. The record is from RefSeq and is a predicted model, not a curated record. Lineage: Eukaryota; Metazoa; Arthropoda; Arachnida; Araneae; Araneidae. The coding region runs from base 233 to 1393 and encodes 386 amino acids. Gene Ontology annotation, molecular function: protein binding. The transcript is spliced from 9 exons.
UCUGUCAUCCUGAAAUAUUAAGUUUUUGUUUUUAUUUCGAGGUAAACGCUAGUCAAUUUAUCAUAAAUGUAGUCUGUACGACGAUUUCUGCAAGUUAUUUUUGAAAAUAACACGCAAUAUCUCGACAGAAGAAUGUCUUUAAGCUAUUGAUCUUCAUAAAACAGACAGUUGUUUUGAAUCAUCAACAUUGAACUAUGAAUUAAAAUUUAACUUAUUGAAGUUGAAGUAGAAAAUGAUUUCAUUGACUCUGGCUGCUCUUUUAUUAAAUUUUAUUUAUGUUGAUUCUCAUUUAACUUUGACAAUUAUCCCAUUUGGCAAGGACAUUGUUUUGGAGGAGAAUGCAGAUUUAAACUUGACUUGCAGAGUUAUCUCCAAAGAAAGGACAAGUACUCGGUUUGAAUUGUCAUGGAAGCUACCGACUAGAUCAAAUGCACCUUCUAAAUCAAAUGGAAAUGGUGAUCGUAUUACUGUAUACCAAAGAAAUGACCAAUUGACAGUUACUAUCCAUAACUUACAAGAAGAUGACACUGGUUUAUAUGUAUGUAAACUGCAGGAUAAGGGAAUAAUAUGGACUCGAAAAAUAUCUGUCUUUGUACGAUCAAAAAAAUGCGUGGAACCAUUUUUUGACUGUGGAAGUGGCUUAUGCAUUUCCAAACACUAUGUGUGCGAUGGUUAUGUAGACUGCCCCAGUGGGUAUGAUGAAGCUUUUAAGUAUUGUGGACCAGAUGCCUGUCAUGGCAAAAUUUUGUGUGAUGGUCGUUGCAUACCAAAAGAAUUGUGCUGUGAUCCUACUACAGAACCAAAUUGUACUGCAAAUUAUGUUAUGCCGUGCUGCCAACAUAUAUUGCAUGCUGGUCUGUACCAAUAUGGAGCAUUCCAUGGUGAAGUCAAUUCUUCACCCUGCUCUUCAUCUGAAGAGUGCCAUUACCCUGGCUUUGGCAAUUCCAUAUUAUAUAUUGUGGCCAGCUGUGCAGGAGUUAUAAUGAUAGUGUCAACAGUUAUCAUGUUUCUAGCCUGUCGCUUGUGCUCUCGUCAUUCAGAAGAACUGCAGAGAUGGGCUAGAGUUCCAGCCAGUGGAAUGCAUCGCCAGUAUUUGCAAGGUGCUCUGAGGGAUUCUGAUUCAACUGACAAUAUUGACUUCCUGUUUGAAGAUGAUGUGUACCAAGGAAAUAGUGGUUCUGAAACCAACGACGAUUUUGUUCUCGUCAAUUUUGUCCCUGGAUUCGGAUUUGAAGUUGCAGAUUGUGGUCCUAAACCACCUCCGUACACUGAAAAUGUGAUUGGCAUUCCCCCUCCUCCAUAUGAAAGCUCCAGUGAUAUUUCUGAUUCAAACAAAAAUGCUUCUGGAGAAGUCAUACCAGCUAUGAACAAUGAGGAUGCAUCUAAUCAGUAAUUUAUUACAUCUUUCUUUACCAAAAGUACUUAAAAAAUUUCUUAAUUAUAAACAUUUUUCUACAGUAUUAAAUUUCAAAAAUUCCAAUUUUAUUUAAAUAUUGAAAGACUGAUGUUUUAUAAUUAGUAUUGUUCGAUUUUAAACCGCAAAAUCUAAGUUGUUCCAAAUUAUCAUUAAGAAUUAUUUAUUGUAUUUAAAUGAGAAAGUUAUUUAUCUGAAUUUGUUAUUUACUUAUUAUUUUGAUAAUUUAUUAUUUUAUAAAUGGAUAGUUCUGAUUUUAAAAAAGUAAUGAUGAUAACUUCAUAUAUUUCCCUUGUAAAUACAUAUCUUCUGCCAAAAUGGCAAACUAUUAGAUACACUUUUUUUUUUUUUUCAUGCUUUUGUUUUGUGCCAGGGAAAAGUUUUUUUUUAUUUAUUAUAUAAUUCCUAGUUCCUUAGUUAAUGUGCAAUAAGUAACAAAUUUUAUGGGUAUUUUUCAUCGCCAUUCCAUUUUUUAAUGUAGUCGAGCAUAUUUACAGUGAUUUUAAAUUACCGUUGAUGAAUAAAUCUAUUUUGUUUUUAUAGCAUUUGAAAUUUUAAAUACAAAUGUCUUGAAAAAAGGCCAGUUUUUUUAUAUGCAUUUUCAUUCAUCACAUUUGAUUAAUUUAUUAAAAAAAAAAUAUUGUAAUAUUUGUUGAGACAGAUAAAAUCUAUUUAAAACCUGUUGUGAGUGAAUUAUUAAAAAUUCAUUUGGUGCUGCCCAAUUAAAAAAUGUGCAUAUUAUAAUUAUUUAUAUGUAUAUUAUUAUAAAUCUUUUUUCUUUGAAGUUGUACAGAUCACAAAAAUGUAGUUAAUUUAAUGCACCAGUUAUAUGCCUAAUAUUUCAUGUUCAUAUUUCCUGAAGGUUCAAAUGCUUCCAGUUCAAAUUUGUACAUUCUAAAAAUUGUGUAAAAAAAUGAAUGUGCAUUAAUUACAUAAAUUGGAGCUUGAAAUGGUGCCAUAGAAAUUCUUAUUUAGAGUCUUAUAAAAGAAUUCUUUUUAAAAUAUGUGUCAUUUAAUUGGAAGUUUUGAAAUUAUACACCUUAAUGCAUCUUUCAAAAGAUUUCACAUUUUAGAUCUGCUAUAAUUAUGGUCAAUGGUCAUUCAAAAUAUAGAUAUUGCUUAAUUAUAUCAUGUAAUUAUAUUUUCUUGGCCAAAGUGCAUUUCAUUCAUAUUUUCAAAAUUUAUUGGCCGCUAUAUGUUGUCUUUGCAAGUGUUUAAAACAUAAUAAUUGUAGUUGUAUUAUUUAUGUAGAUAAUAUGUUAUGUAAUAUUGAUGCUCUCAACUGUUAUGAUAUGUAUUUGUAGGAAAUUUACUUGUAGAAAGUUUCAGAUUAUCUUAGUUGUUAACUUCCACAAAGCCACAUUAAUUUCUGAAACUUUCCAUGACAUUUUUACUUAUGAGUUUUGUGCUUUUAAAAGUUGUGUUCUUUUUUAUAUUGUAUUAUAUGAAUAGUUUAGUCUGUGUAUAUUUCGUCUCAUUUUCUGUACUUUCAUGCUCUUGUCUUGCUCUCAUUUUUGAAUGCUGUGUUAUUCCUACUGUUUAUAUUAUCAUACCUGGAAACAUUCUUGUUACCACAUUUGUAAGUGUGCCAAAGUAGUAGAAAUAAAAAUAUAUGGAA